AUGUUCAGCUACACGCACCAGGACUCGUCCUUCCUCAAGCUCCCCGGCGAGAUUCGCAAUCAAAUCUACACCUACUUCUUCGCGAACUCGACGUACAACUUCAUCCGUAGGAAGAGAAGCAGCAAAGACCGUACGCCCCUGGUCGUGCGUAAAGACAAGACGCGUGUCAAACAACAUCAUCUCGCUCUCCUCAACGCCUGCCGCCAAACGUACUACGAGUCAUCUGCGUACCCAUUCCAGCUCGGCCAAUUCAAGUUCAUCUCCUUAGCGACUUUUGCGUGGAUUGGCGACCACUUCUCGCCCGAGCAGAGAGCGAGGAUUACGUGUCUGCAAGUACAGAUGUGGAGGAAGGAUACUAUCCAUCCGCCCGCGCAUGUGAAGAGAUUUUAUAAACAGGAUCUCGAAAAUGUGUUGCCGGGUGUUAGAUUCAUGGCAUUAGAUAUCAUUCUUGAGACAGAUCGGACGACAAACAUAAAGCAGGUCAUCGAGAAGUGGAUUAAGAAGAGUGGUCGAGUUGACAUGAUCAUACGCGGGAUUUAUCUUGACUCUAGGAUUAUCGUCUGGUCGAUGAGAGGGUGCAUAUGA
Messenger RNA from Parastagonospora nodorum SN15, 585 nucleotides. RefSeq lists its product as hypothetical. Bases 1 to 585 code for a protein of 194 amino acids. NCBI's taxonomy places the organism in Eukaryota, Fungi, Ascomycota, Dothideomycetes, Pleosporales, Phaeosphaeriaceae. The record is from RefSeq and is a predicted model, not a curated record. The transcript has a single exon.